Molecule: messenger RNA, 4632 nt
Organism: Besnoitia besnoiti
Lineage: Eukaryota; Apicomplexa; Conoidasida; Eucoccidiorida; Sarcocystidae
Product: ATPase, AAA family protein
Exons: 12
Coding region: 1-4632 (1543 amino acids)
Cellular component (GO): nucleus
Molecular function (GO): ATP hydrolysis activity; ATP binding; DNA binding
Source: RefSeq, a predicted model, not a curated record
AUGGACGAAGACGACUUCCUCGUACCCGGCGACGUCGACGCGCUUCUCCGCGAGGCGGAGGCCUUCGAAGAGGACGAAGUGUUCCCAGUCCCUCCUGACUCUCCCUACGCGUCGUCUUCCUCGCCGCCGCGUCGUCCUCGGGGUCGCGCCGGAACCGACUCUUCGGGCGCCGCUGCCUUUUCGUCGCCCGUCGCGGCUAGGAAGCGAGCCGCUGGAGGGGCAUCUAGCCGCGGUCGCGGCGGCAGCGCGCGCGGCUUCGCGGAUGCCGGCACAGAAGUUGUUGACUGCGACGCCCCGAGCGGGCCUUCGGCGCCCUUCGGCACGCCGCCGCCGUCGAAGCGGUUCAAGAAUCGCGAGGGACACGCGGCGAGGGCAAACGGCACGUCGUCUUCCUCGUCGUCCUCUUCGUCGGCAGGGGGCGUUUCGCGGGCGGCGCGGGAGGGAGGAGACGAUGUCGACGCGCUGUUGACGUCGUCCUACGGACCGCUGGCCUUUGGCUUUGACGACUGGGGCCCUGUCCCUUCAAUGGCGCGGGCCUCUGUCUCUUGGCCGCAGGGGCCGUCGACCUCCACAGAGUUUCGUUCGCACUCCACUGAAGAUUUCUUCUCCACUGUCCACGACCUCCGCGAGCGCGUGUAUCGGGCGUCGCUUGACGCGAACUCCACUCUGCCGCCGCUCGCCUUCGGCUCCCUCGUGCCCCUCUCGCACCGCCCCGCGGGCCGCGACCGCGAGGAGACAGGGGACGAGGGCGAGGGGGCGCACCCGCAGUCGGCGGUCGAAAAGGCCUCGGCCGUCGCGGCGACGCUCGACGGACAGCACAGAUCUGUUCGCGUCUUCCCCGUGGACGUGCGAGGCGGAGGCAUCCCGUUUUUCCUGAAAGUCCUGUCGCCUGAAGAGGAGCAACGCCGCCAGCGCAAAGCCGCGAGGGCCUGCGGCUCGGCCGCUGUGUACGACGAGGAAGACGAUGAGGCGACGGAGGCUCGCUGCACGCCCGGAAGGACGCUGCGGAGAUCCAUGCAGGAUAUCCUCAGAGAAGCGAUGGAAGAGGAAGCCGCAGAAGCAGCUAAGAAGGCGGCGGAGGCAGCGGAAGAAGCGGAACAACCGUCUCCUCGAGCCCACAAAGACUCCCGCCGAAGUGCGUCUCGCGCGGCGGGGCAGGAAGGCGUGCGGCAAUGGACUGAGAAGUAUCGAGCAAAAAGGGUUGUGGAGUUGCUCAGCCCGCCAGCGACAAACCGCAGCAUGUUGGUGUGGCUGCGGCGCUGGCAGCAGCGUCUGGAGAGGAGGGGUUCGAAGAAGGAGAGAAAAAGUGAAGAUGCCAAGACGGAGGCGAGCCGCAAGCUCCUCAAGGGCAAGACAAAGGGCGACGGAAAUGCGGAGAAAACCGACGCGGGAGAGAGCGACGAAUUCCUACCGAGAAUUCUGCUUCUUGGCGGCGCUCCAGGCAUCGGGAAGACGACCUUAGCGCACGUGUGUGCGCGGCAUUUUGGCUUCGACGUCGUGGAGGUCAACGGCAGCGACGACAGGUCCCGCGCGACGCUCCUGCCGCUUGUGAUGAAUUGCGUGACGGGCGCAGACAGUUUCUUCCACGCUUCCAAGAAGCGCGGAGCCGUGACCGCCUCGACAGGCGCCUCCAGAGCGCGCGAGGAGAGUCAGAUUGAGGAGCGAGCGAAGCGAGAAAAGAGCAAGCGCCCUAUCCUGCUGGUGAUUGACGAAAUCGACGGGGCCGCUGCGGGCGGCGGCGGUGAGGAGGGCAACGACUCCGUCGUUGAGAUCAUUGCACGGCUUGUCAAAAAGAAAGACGCCAAGGGAAAGCCCUUCAUCAAAAGGCCGGUGAUUUGUAUCUGUAACGACCUCUACGCGCGCGUGCUGCGCCCACUGCGCGAAGUCGCACACAUUAUGAACCUGGCGCCCCCUCCCAGGAGUGUCCUCGUCGAGCGCCUUGCGGAGAUUCUGCGAGAGAACAAGCUGACGGCAGAUCGGCAGUUUCUCGAUAGACUCAUCGACGUCUUCGAGGGCGACAUUCGCGCGUGCAUCAACGCCCUCGACUUCAUGUCUAGAAAGUCGCUGAGCGCCGGCAGCCGGGAGCUGCGCGAGGAGGACCUCGAGCUGUGCGCCGUCGGAAAGGAUCGCGAGAAACACGUCCAGGAUUUCGUUCGCUUUGUCUUCACUCCGCCUUCGAGGUCGCAGCCAGCGCCGGCGGCCGUGGGCUUGUGGGCGCCCACGCCCUCGAAGAACUCCGUCUCGUUCUUGGAGGCGUUCGGGGCCCUCGCGCCUGCCGUCGACGCGUACCUGGCGCCCGCGCUCCUCCAGGAGAACUUCACGCAGCUGGUGCGCAACGACUGGAAUUUCGACAAACUGUGCUACGGGACAGAGCUCCUGGCCUUCAGCGACUGCUGCGCGUGUCCGGCGCUGCUCGGUUCGCGUUUCUCCUUCGGGUCGGCGGACAAGCAGAGCGGGACAACUUCGUCCACGGUGUCUCCUGCGGCGCUGUCGCUGCUGCCCUUUUCGCUGUUUGCUUCCCACUUUUGCGUGACCUCCUCGAACCAGGCGUUUUUCUACGCGGCCUCUUCUGGCGGGACGUCGUCGCGUGCGAGUCUCGUCUCGCCCUCGCUCUCCGUCUACCGCGUGUUUCGGAAGAAACAACAGUCCUGCCAGGCAGCCGUCGCCGCGCUCUCCGCGUUCGCCUCGCGCGCACGGCAGGUGUCGCCGAGCGAGGCAGGCGAGGGCGAGGGCGGCCUGAAGGAGCCCGCGGGCGCGCCGGCACCGCUGGCCGCCUGCGGAGACUUGCUCCGCGUGAGCUUCGCUCGCGACACCGUGAGCGCCCUCGUGCGCCUCGCACUCCCUACGUACCGCCACAACACGGACUUCGCCAAGCUGCCGCCUUUCAACGCUGCGCCGGAGGUCCAGACGGGGGCGAGGCGCCCGUCAGCCGGCGGCAGCAUGCGCGGGGAAUCUUCGCGGAGUAAAGCCGACGGCCAAGAGCGUGGAGCCUGGAAACCGGCUGGCGAGAGCGACACUGAGAAACGCCAGCGCGUCGAGUCUGCGCUCGCAGACGCGGAGGCCCAUGGCCUGCCGAAGUCUUUGGCUCAGCUCGCACUCGGCCCUCUUCUUCCGGCGUCCUCUUCGCUGGCGUCGCUUCCCUCGACGAACGGCAAGGCGGCGCCUGCGCGCGGCGGAUCCGGCAGGCGGAGCGACGGAGAACGCCCAGAGCUGCCCAGAUCUGUGCAGAUCCUCGCAAAGAUGGCCGCGCUGUUGACCGCCUACGGACUCUCCUUCAUCGAGGUUCGGCACGACGCCGAGCCCGGCUCGGCUCAGUCAGCUCGCCUUCGUUCGUCUUUUCGCCUCGAGCCGCCUCUCGACCUGCUCCUCUCACUCGAGGACUGUCGCCGGCAGCAGGGAACGUUUCUCCAGGCACGGCAGGGGCGCCGCGCGCCCUCUGGGCUCGGGGCGUUUUCCGGGGCCUCUUCGGCCUCGCUCGUGGCCUGUGGCGGGGCCUCGCGCGGAAGCUCCUCUCUCUUUCUUUCGGCGGCGCAGAGCGACGCAGGCAGCGACCUCUGCUCGCUAUUCCUCGUUCCAAUUGUGCAUCCGUUUUCGGGGCUCUCGGAGCGCUCCUGCAGCUUCCUCAUGGAGGCAAAACGGUAUUUGAACGCACACGAGUCCCCCUUCGCAGCAGGGCCAGUCAAGAAGGAUGCUCAGAAGCCGCCGGCGGGCAAGAAGGGCGAAAAAGGUGGCGAGAAGGUGCUUGACGGCAGAAAGAAGGCCGCGGGCUCGCACGCGCUUCCGCCUCUGGAGAAAAGACGCCUGGGGGGCCAGAAAACGGAUUUGGCGGCAGCCAUCAUUCUCGUGAGAGAGGUCGGCUGGGUGGCGUUCAUGGUCGGAACUGCGGGAAGCGAGAAGAGAAGAAAAAACGCGUCUUCUGCGUCCUCGUCGCACCUACCGCGUGCCGCACCCACAAGCGACCGGCGCUACUCAGAAUCUGCCGAAGGUGCGUUCACACACGCCGCGGAGGGCCGCGAGGGAGAGGACGCGGUUGCUGGAGCAGAUGGACGAGCGAAGGUCUCUGCGGCGCUUGCGUUCUCUCAGUGCGGAGGGCUGAAUAAGGGCGGAAGGAAAUCUGGUGGAUCGGAAACGACGGGGGAGAAGCAGCUGCAGCGCGGAGGCCACGAAGCCGGACUGAGGCUCCAGCACAUGAGCUUGAAGGAUUUUCUCGCCGAGCAAACAAAAGUCGCCCAAGCGAUCCGCAAGUUCGGCUGCGUCGUUCACCAGCUCCCUGCUUCACAGAAAACAGGAAAAACGGAGAGGGGGGGGCAGCUGGGCGGCUGCGGCGCGAGGUCUGUUGUGGCGUGUCUGUUUCAGCGGCAGCGCGAGGCCGAGAAGAGAAGCGACAUGGGCGCGGACGCGGCAGCGACGGACGCGAAAACUUCUAGAAAGGACAGCGAAGGAGGCGAAGGCCAGAAAACGAGCAAGGAGACGAACGGAGAAACGACAACGGCCGGCGAGCCCGAAGACGGGUUUACGGUCAUUCGGAAUAUGACGGACAUGUAUCGCUCUUGCACCAACGGAUAUUUCAAGUUCCUGGAGGGACGCUGCAACGCGGUCGUUCAGCCUGUCGCGGAUGACCUCUUUCUCUGA